Molecule: messenger RNA, 525 nt
Organism: Culex pipiens pallens (northern house mosquito)
Lineage: Eukaryota; Metazoa; Arthropoda; Insecta; Diptera; Culicidae
Exons: 2
Coding region: 1-525 (174 amino acids)
Biological process (GO): DNA integration
Molecular function (GO): nucleic acid binding
Source: RefSeq, a predicted model, not a curated record
AUGGACCUUCUCGUUUCGGACAACGGUCCGCAGUUUACGAGCUCUGAGUUCCGAACGUUCCUGAAGCAGAACGGAAUUCAGCACGUGACGACUGCUCCAUACCAUCCGGCGUCCAACGGUCAAGCUGAGCGCUUCGUCGACACGCUGAAGCGAGCUCUUAAAAAGAUCAACGAGGGGGAGGAUUUGGAGGAAACUCUGCAACCGCCGAAGCUCACUCCUGCGAACGAGAUGCAGAACGCUGACUACGACCGGAAACAUGGAGCUGUGGAAAGGUGUUUCGCGCCCGGUGACCUGAUCUUCGCACACGUGUUCCGUCGCAACGAUUUCACGUGGGCACCAGGGCAAGUAAUCGAGAAGGUCGGCGCGGUGAACUACGUCAUCAAGCUCGAAGGAUCCAACCGUCCAAUCAAGGUGCACACCAACCAGAUACGACGCCGUCGCGUCGCUAACGCAACAUCGGCGGAAGCUCAACCUGGCACACUUCCGCUGGACAUCCUGCUGGACAACUUUGUCGGCAGCCACUGA